AUGGGGUAUGCGUAAUGGGAGGAACAUUAGGGAGGCUAUGAAGAGGAUUCUGGCAGCGAGCACAACAUGGGCCCUCGCGACCCUCGGCGUGAAGCAUGCCUGCAUCGCAAGGGAGAGCAGCCCAUAUUUUUGGGAGGUGACCCCGAUUAGUGGCUCAUGCGUGCCGACCGAUUCUUCGAGCUCAACCCCACCGAGGAACGAGACCAGCUGCAUCUCGUCAUGACACAUCUCGAGGGUACGACAUAAUCGUGGUUCCCUUACUAGAGCCACAUUGAAGGGUUCACGGUUUGGCGUGACUUCACCAAGCAGUUCUCAUAAUGGUUUGGUCCUUCUACGACCGUCCCCUGGCCUAACAGAUGGCUCUAAAGCAGAUGGGCAUAGUCAAAGAGCUGAUCAUCUAAUUUGAAGAGAUUAGCGGGUUUCUUGGCCCACAUGGACCGUGAGGUGCUUGACCCUCACGGACAUUGAGUUCCAACGGCGAAAGGCACAAGGACUAUGUUUCUCCUAUGAUGAGAAGUUCACUCUAGGCCAUUGUUGCAAGAGGGAGCUCAACCUCAUAGUCAUCUACGAUGACAACGGUGAGACACGGGUUGGUGAUGAGGAGGACACCAUUCAAGGCCGAUGAGCUGCCGGAUCCAAAAGAUGACUUCAAAGGCACGGACAUCUCGUUGCACGCCAUCUUGGGUGUUUCGUCAAUUGGCACCCUCAAGAUGAAAGGGAGCAUCUACGGCUGCGAGGUGGCAGUCAUGGUGAAUGGCAGGGCUUCACACAACUAUAUAUGCCGACAACUCACUGCUCGCUUGCAAUUGCCAAUGACCGGGACCCAAUCAUACCACAUCACCUUGAACGACAACCGAACAACCUUCGAUGAUAGGGUGUGUUGUGAUGUGCAGGUGCUGAUCCAGGGGUACAUAGUCACACAUGACUUUCUCCAAUUGGACAACAUCAGCAUAAAAAUCUUCUUGGGAGUCGAGUGACUUCGGACACUAAGGUGGAUCACCAUCAACUACGACCUCCUCCUGCUCUAUUUCUGUGUAGACAGUAUGAACCACACGCUGCUGGGGGGAACCAUCGACGAGCAAGCGACCAUGGCAGGGGAAAGCCACAUGCCUCAUGAAGAUGGCCAGUACAGGAGAACUCUACUAUACGUCAGUGUUGACAAUGUUGGCGCUAGCGACUGAGGCCCAUGGAGCAACCCUUGGGCCUUAUGGUAUGACUUCCUCGAGGUUUUCUCCGACAAAUUUAUCUUUCCACCACCCAAGGCCCUCGACCAUGCCAUCAUCUUGCAAUCGGACUUGGCACUAGUGAACUAGCGGCUGUAUCGAUACUCACAUCCCUAUAAGAAUGUCCUAGAGCAGCUAGUAGUGGAGUAAUUGGUGCACAAGAUUAUUCAACCCUCUUACAGCCCCUUUGUUAGCCCAGCCCUCCUAGUGGAGAAGAAAGAUGACUUGUGGCAUUUUUACGCGGACUACCACAGCCUAAACAAGCUCACUGUCCCCAACUGUUUUCCCAUCCUGGUUGUCAAUGAGUUAUUGGAGGAACUCCACAGUGCCACCCUCUUCUCCAAAUUGGACCUUAAGUUGGGGUAUCACUAAAUCCACAUGUAUAGGGAGGACAUCUGGAAAAUUGCAUUCUGGUUGCACAAAGGUCACUAUGAGUACCCGGAGAUGUCAUUUGCAUUGACUAAUGAACCUUCUACAUUUCAGGCCUUAAUGAAUCUCAUUUUCUAGCUAUACUGACGACAUUCCGUUUUGGUCUUCUUUGACGAUAUCCUAAUUUCAACCAAUCAUCGACUAAUUAUGGGGCUCACCUCCAGAUCAUAUUAGCACUUCUUUGAGACCAUCAGCUAACAAUCAACUUUAAAAAGUGCUCUUUCUAUCAAGGGCAGCUAGAAUAUUUGAGACAUUGGAUAUCAACAGGUAGGGUGAUGAUCAACCACAACAAAGUCUAAGAUGUACAAACUUGCUCUCCCUCCAAUAAACUAAAGGUAGUUGUAAUGAUUUUUAGGUCUGGUUGAAUUAUAUGUAUUUUGUAGAGGAUUACAUGAAGAUAGUUUGACCACUCACUCAACUUCUAAAAAAAAUAUUUUCAUGUGGUCAAAAAUAGCUCAACAGGUUUUCGAAGAGUUGAAGUAAGCCUUAUGCUCAACCUUACUGUUGGUAUUCAACUUCUCUCAACCCUCUAUUCUUGAGAUUGAUCCUUCAAGUGUCAAGGUUGGCAUGGUUUUGAUGCAACAAGGGCACCUCAUACCUUUCUACAACAAGGUCCUCCUUAUCAAAGAUUGUACCCAAUUGACUUAUGAGCGAGAACUCAUGGCAAUUAUUAUGACAAUCCAAAAAUGGAAGCAUUACCUGAUGUUUCAAACAUUUAUCAUCUGGAUAGAUCAAUACAAUUCAAAAUACAUGAUUGAGUAAAAGGAGGUGUAUGCACAUUUGACAUGACUUAGUUGUUGUAUAGUAAAUCACACAAAUUUAAAAUUUAUAAAACUAGAAAAUAUGAAUUUUUGAAUAUUUAGAAGUAUUUCUGAACAAAUAUAUCAAUUAUAAUUCAACAAAACUUCCAAAAAUACCGAUAAUUUUCUAAGUCAAUCAUAGGGAUGUAAUAUAAUAUCAGAUAAUUAUUCAAAAGUUUUCUCAAAGAAUAUUAUUUUUUAUGAAUUUAAUACUAAGAAAUAAAAAUAAAAUAUAUUUAAAAUUCACAAAAAAAGGAAAUAAGGAUGCGGACGUCAGAUGACAUCAGUGCCUAGCGAAUGUGAAUCGAGCAAAAACAAAGUUUCACCCAGUGAUUCUUACGUAAGUGAUUACACACGAUUUAAUUGAUCAAACUAAGAUUUGUAAAAUUCAGAAGAAUCAUAAUAGAAUAAAGUAUAUCUUGGUAAAUUUAAAUCACACAAAUUAUCACUAAAUGAAGUAAAAAUUAAGUUAAAAGUAAGAAAAUAGAGUUCUGGUGUCGCGACGGUGAUGCGUCGAUGAUGCACUAGAAUUUUGAGCAUUCGAGAGGAUCGUCAUACAGUGUUCAUGACCUUGAAGGUUCUCCUUGGACAAGGAUGAUGUGGGCAAUCUCUAGAUUUCUUUACAAAGUCUAAGAUCAAUGAAAUGAGUCAUCAAAUCAUUUCCGUCAGUUGUUACUCAAUAGAGCAGAAAAAUGACGAGACUUUGUAGGUCUUUAGCAAUUGUCACCUGACGGAAAGAAGCUGGAUGGAGGUGGGUACAUGUCAGGGAGCUUUAUCCUUAGUUCUGCGCAGCAAGAUGAGGCUUUUCAUCGCAUCUGGUACGCUCUCAAGAGGUGGCGACUUGUCUUCCAAUGGAUUGUCCUCUUCUUAACGACGGCUUGUUCGUCAAUCAAUCAGAGAUGCUUUACUCAAUGAAUUCACGAUCCUUUUAUUGUGAUUAUUUAACAAUUUUAGUAACAAUGUUCCACGAAUCACAUUGACGAGAUUUUAGCCGAUGAUCCAACGAUCCUAGUUGCUUAAUCCUUCACCAACAAUAUGUAGGAAAGUCGCGAUAAUCAGAUAAAAAAUAUGAGUUUUGGCUCUAGGAGGAUUCAAACCCGUGCUAGUUGCUUGCCCUUUCUAGGGAAGGUGUGACGUGGAUUUAGUCUCACAUCGUUUGUGUGCUGAAGUUUUUAGUGAAUAUAUAGUAAUAUUAUAUUUUUGAUCAAGUCCCUUUCUCGUGUGUGUACGACCACUCCUUGCCCCAUAGCCAACUAGCCAUUGGUGACGUGGAAGGGGAGUGGCACACACGUGCCCCUAUCAGUCUUAGCCGCUCAAUCCCUUAUUAGCAACUCCUCCUUGACUGCACUUCUAACCUGCUUGCGGGCCUAGCUAGGUGAUGAGUCCCCUCGAUUUUAUUAUAUUUAUAUUUUUAUUUCUUUUUUUAUUUAUCUCAAAAGUAAGAUUGUAAAAAGUAUAUAAAUUCGUAUAAAAUCACAUAAUUACCCAAAAAAUUAUGUUAAUCAAUUAAAAAUCACUUUUCAUAUUUUAAUGUAAAUAUAAGUUUAUUUAUCCUGAGUUAAGGCUAAAACUAUAUUAUUUAUUAAUUAUUAACUCAUGAUAAUGAAGACUUAUUUGCCAAACUUAUAAGUUACUCAUUUACAAUUCACUACAAAGAAAGACACCAAAAUUUAGUAACGGAUGUAUUGUCUCAGCUACCAGUUGAGGAGGAGGUGGUGUUUUGUGUCAUAUCUAUUUCUUCAUAGUUAGGCUUAUAGAUAGUGUGGCAAGAUGUCCACGUUAACUCUAAUCGGCCAAAGUUAUCUAGGAGGUCAAAGGAAGAGUUUCUAAGAAUCAAUAGUAUACAUUUUGCAAUGACUUGUUGAGAUUCAAGAGUCAAUUGGCUUUACCCCACUCAUCCAUAGUUGUCCAAAAACUAUUCAAGGAAUUUCAUGGCCAAGCAUUAGGGGGGCACGAUGGGUUUCUGAAGACCUACCGUCACAUCUCAAAACAAUUUUAUUUGUUAGGGAUGAAAGGCAACAUUAAGUUGCAUAUCAACCAAUGCUCCACCUACCUCUAUUUCAAGUCCAAUUACCUCACUUCGACAAGUCUUCUUCAAUCAUUACUCGUCUCAAACUGCAUAUGGGAAGAUAUAUCUAUGAACUUCAUUAAAUGUCUUUUGAAUCUAGGAGAUUUGACUCGAUCCUAAUGGUUGUGAACCAUCUUAACAAGUACAAUCAUUUCUCUCUCCUAAAGUACCCAUUUUUAACAGUAGACAUGAUAGUCAUCUUCAUUCAAGACAUUGUGCACUUGUAUGAUUUUUCAUUAUCCAUUGUCACUGAUGAAGGGAGUGUCUUUAGCAAUGCAUUAUGGAGGGAGUUACACUUGCUACAAGGGACCUUGCUCAUUAUGAGUUAUGCAUAUCACUCAAAGACAAACGACUAA
Messenger RNA from Spirodela intermedia, 4876 nucleotides. NCBI's taxonomy places the organism in Eukaryota, Viridiplantae, Streptophyta, Magnoliopsida, Alismatales, Araceae. The record is from the annotation of a GenBank genome assembly.